Messenger RNA from Magallana angulata, 703 nucleotides. Its product is annotated as 60S ribosomal protein L13a-like. Bases 66 to 677 code for a protein of 203 amino acids. Gene Ontology annotation, cellular component: cytosolic large ribosomal subunit; ribosome. The transcript has 7 exons. The record is from RefSeq and is a predicted model, not a curated record. Gene Ontology annotation, biological process: translation; negative regulation of translation. Gene Ontology annotation, molecular function: mRNA binding; structural constituent of ribosome. NCBI's taxonomy places the organism in Eukaryota, Metazoa, Mollusca, Bivalvia, Ostreida, Ostreidae.
CAGCCGCUUCCGGUGGCCCUCUGCAACGGAACACGUGGAACCCCAAAGCACUUCCUUUUUCAACCAUGGGUCUUCAGUCGAAGCCCUUGCUAAUUGAUGCCCGAGGGCAUUUAUUGGGGAGACUGGCUUCAAUUGUAGCCAAAACGGUUUUACAAGGACAGAGAGUUAUUGUGGUAAGAUGUGAAGGAAUCAAUAUCUCCGGAAAUUUCUACAGAAACAAACUGAAGGUCCUGAAAUACCUGAGACUGAGAUGUAACGUUAAACCCUCCAGAGGUCCAUUCCACUUCCGGGCUCCCAGUAAAAUGUUCUACAAGGCUGUCCGAGGAAUGGUUCCCCAUAAGACGAGCCGCGGGGCCGAGGCCAUGGAGCGCCUAAAGGUGUUCGAGGGGAUCCCUCCUCCUUAUGACAAACAGAAGAGGAUGGUGGUACCCUCUGCCCUGAGGGCUAACAGACUCAACCCCUCAAGAAAGUACUGCGACCUGAACAGACUGUCACAUGAAGUGGGCUGGAAGUACCAGAAGGUCAUCUCCACCCUGGAAACCAGGAGGAAGGUCAAGUCAAAGAAUCACUUCGAAAGGAAAAAGUUCUUACUGGCUCUGAGAGAAAAGGCCAAGCAGAACGCCGCUAAAAAGAUCGCUCCCCACCAGAAGGUGAUCGAGAGUUACGGAUUUCAUUAAGCUAAUAAAACGAAGUGAGACUCGGU